Mesitornis unicolor (brown roatelo) is the source of this 1140-nucleotide messenger RNA. It is a transcript of the gene NEU2, whose product is annotated as sialidase 2 (cytosolic sialidase). The record is from RefSeq and is a predicted model, not a curated record. Gene Ontology annotation, cellular component: cytoplasm; membrane; lysosome. Gene Ontology annotation, biological process: oligosaccharide catabolic process; ganglioside catabolic process. The coding region runs from base 1 to 1140 and encodes 379 amino acids. Gene Ontology annotation, molecular function: exo-alpha-sialidase activity. The transcript has 2 exons. NCBI's taxonomy places the organism in Eukaryota, Metazoa, Chordata, Aves, Mesitornithiformes, Mesitornithidae.
AUGGCUUCAUUUCCUGUCCUGGAGCAAGAGACGUUGUUCCGGAACAGCACCUGGACCUACCGAAUCCCAGCGCUGCUGUACCUGCCGCGCUUCAGCAUCAUCCUGGCGUUUGCCGAGGAGCGCGAGGACGCGGUGGACGAGCACGCCAAGCUCAUAGCGAUGCGCAGAGGCUCGUACAACCCGACCACGCAGCGCGUUCAGUGGAGCAGCAUGGAGACCCUCGUCAGUGCGCAGCUGAAAGACCACCGAUCCAUGAACCCCUGUCCCGUUUACGACGAGGUGUCGGGGAAGCUGAUCCUGUUCUUCAUCGCCAUCCCAGGGAAGGUAUCUGAACAUUACCAGCUCAGGACAAAGACCAACCUGGUACGACUGUGCCACGUCACGAGCACGGACCAGGGACGCACCUGGAGCAGGGCCCAGGACAUCACCCAAGACACCAUUAGCACCGAGUACCAGAACUGGGCCACUUUUGCAAUCGGGCCGGGCCACGGAUUACAACUACACUACGAGGCCCGGAGCCUUCUGAUUCCUGCCUAUGCCUAUCGUAUCUUGGACCCUAACAAGCGCCCCAUCCCUCACGCCUUCUGCUUUAUCAGCUCCGACCACGGGGCGACGUGGGAGGUGGGGCGCUUUGUGGAGAAGGAGAGCGCGGUGGAGUGCCAGGUCGCGGAGGUGCAGGUCUGCGGCAGGGAGGUUCUGUACUGCAACGCCAGGAGCAGCGGGGGAGCCAGGAUCCAGGCUGUCAGCUACAACCGCGGGGUGGACUUUGAGGGAGGCCAGCGGGUUGAAGCCUUGGUAGAACCCCCCUCUGGAUGUCAUGGGAGUGUCGUUGCCUUCCCACCUCCCCCCGAUGCCAGAUGCCAAAAUAGUUGGUUGCUCUAUACUCAUCCUACACACCGAAGGGUUCGAAGGGAUUUAGGAAUUUACCUCAACACAAGCCCUUUAAAUCCUGCGCUCUGGACAAAACCAAGCAUCCUCUUCAAGGGCUUCUGUGCCUAUUCAGAUCUGCAGUACAUGGGGGUCGGGCCAGACGGUUCAGCCUUGUUCUCCUGCCUCUUUGAAUACGGGACCCACCGCCAGUGUGAGGAGAUCAUCUUUGUAAUGUUCACGUUGAAGCAAGCCUUUCCAUCCGAGCACUGA